This is a messenger RNA of Thalassophryne amazonica, 3412 nucleotides long. RefSeq lists its product as uncharacterized. The coding region runs from base 430 to 2286 and encodes 618 amino acids. The record is from RefSeq and is a predicted model, not a curated record. The transcript has 12 exons. NCBI's taxonomy places the organism in Eukaryota, Metazoa, Chordata, Actinopteri, Batrachoidiformes, Batrachoididae.
GCUUGCGCUGUUUUGCCGGCCGUCUAAGGGUACUUUUCUACUACACAGAACUACCACUACUCGACUCUACUCGGUUUGGUUCCAGGCGCGUCUUUUUCCACUACAAAAAGAACCUUCUGAACGUGGGCGGGGUCAGUAGAGCAGACUGCAGUGACGUCGUUUUAUACGCGACACAACCAUAAACAAUGUCGGACUCCGUGUGUUUACUGCUGUGUGAGUUUUAAAGACAAAUCUGUUGGCGGCGAGACGAAACACUCUUGAAAAGUACAGAAGAUAUUGGGAAUUCAUAUAACAAUAUGAAGACGAAGGCGAGAAGAUACAAGCUGCAAAAGAGACGAAGCAUGACGUGCCGCCCACCGCCACUUUCUGCUGUGCCCGGUUUGCCAGAGGACCCAGCAGGCCCUUGGAGUGCACCUCCGCCGGACAUGCAUGAAGAAUGCAACCCCAGAGACCAUGACGGAAGCCAUUGAGAAAGCAAAAGAUGAUGUGUUUGAGCUGCUGAAGACUGGCCGGGUUUUCCACUACGACCUGCUGCGUGGGAUAGUUGAAUCUUGUGACCCCCUCGGGAGGCUGAUUGAAGAGCUGGAGAAACGCCAUAUGGUGGUCAGUGAGGUGCCAUCUACUGAAAGUCCUGACGUCCAGGCUGGACGUUCCACUGCUGUGGAAACAGGCCAGUGCCACACUCCUGGGGAGGCCCGUGAAGCUGGAAGUGAAAGCAGUGGAGAGACCUUUCAGUGUGGUCGCAACCCUGAAUUGAAAGUGAACAAGAGGGCACUGAUGGCAGAGAUGGGUCUCCACCAAAAACACUCCCUUGACCAUCCUCUGCUGAGGGACUUUGGAAAAUACUUACUGAACGACCUUGACAACGAGAACUACAAGCAGGAGGUGGAGAACGUGGCAAGGUUUCUGUUUUAUAUGGACCCAGCCCGACCCUCUCUCCUGUUUGUGCGUGACAGAGAGAGGACCAAGGAGUACCUGAGAAAGCUCAGUGAGGCCCAUCUCACUAAGCAGACUCAGGUGAACUACCUGAAGAGCUUGAAGAGAUUCCUCAAAUACCACACCGUCUGCACCAACCUGGUGCUUGAUGACCGAGAUCUCCACACGGACACCAAACAUUACAUCGAGUACAUUGAUGAUCUUAGGACACAGCUGAGCAAGGGGGUCAGCAAGAGCGUUGCGAAGCGGGAUAGAUUCCUCCGGAACGACGCUGGCAUAACUCCCCGUGACUGCUGGGCGGUGCUGAGGGCAGCAAAACGAGACUUCCUUGCUGUCAUGGGGAAAAUUGAGGCUGCUCCCUGCUACAGCCUCCAGCUGGAGACUUCAGAGUGCCUCCUGGUGCUGUACUACGUGGAGGCCAUCAUGGUCCUGAAGCACCUUCAGUGGCCCAGUGUGGUGGAGCACAUGACUGUAGAAGAGUGGAAGAAUAGGAUCCAGGUGGAGAGGGGCCACGUUGUCAUUGCAGUGAAAGAUCACAAGACGGCAACACGGCAGGUGGCCAGUUUUGUGCUCUCUCCAGAAGAGGAGACAUGGUUCUUUUACUACUUUGAUGUUGUGAGGAGCAUUAUGAAGACAUCAAAGAGGUUCAGGAAGGAGCCAGAGGGCAACAAGAUGGAAGAAAACCCUCAGGAGAGGUUUUUCCUUUCCACAUCUGGGAUGCCGGUGUACAAUGCGUCCAAUGACCUCGCUCGACUGCACAAGAAAUACGAUGUCCCAGUGGUGACCAGUCAGUUGGCGAGGCGCAUUUUUGAGACUGCAGCAAAGAAGCUGCCUGAUGUGGACAAGUCCCUGGUAGCAGAAUACCUGACCCACUCCACGACAGAGAAGCACUCCGAGAUGAAGACAGGUGCCAGCCUGUUGAAGGGUUACCAGAUCAUCCACACAUUGGGUUCUGACUCGAGCGGAGAAUCUGGAGAUGAUGCAGCCUGCACAUCUGUCAAGUCCCACAACAUCCAGAUGGACUUCCAGGUGCUCUGGGAUAAGUUCCUGGAGGAAUUUCCUGUGACUGUUGAUGGAACGCCUCCAGCACGGGAUUCACGCUGCGCUGCAUCACAGGAAUACCAACGGAAGAUUUAUGAGCGCUGGCUGAAGAUGCAGAUGAAGAUGAGAGUUGAGCAUGUCCUCUCCCACUUUAACCGUCACCUCCCCUCCACAUCCAGAGUGGCUGCCUGGAUUGCCAGACAGGGCUGGAGAAGCAACAUCCCUGUUGCAGACACUGUGCUGAAAGCAUGGAAACCCAGCGGCAGCAUGGAAGACAUGCCUACUUCAAAACACAUCCGGCGCCUGUGAUUACCAUGGCCAGGUAGUCACAGGUGCAGAGGGGGAGGAGAUCAUAAAAACACCAAUGAAGAAGAGACUGGUUUCAUGUUCUUCUACACCAAGAACGGUCAGCAGAUAUGCUCUGGACAGAUAUGACGUCAAACUGGCAAGGGCACUUCCAGUAAUCCCAAAAGAGUUCUCCAACCUAUUGAGCAAAAUAUGAUGAUCCACGGUAUCAAAUAGGAAGAAGGCAAACGUCAGACCUCGGCUGUACACUCUGGACUUGGAUAGAAAUGAGAGAGACGUCCUGCUCUUCCUGCCAGUGAGGGACAUCAAGGAUGGUGAAGAAAUUCUUUUUGAUUAUGGAGUCGAGAAAUUCUUUCUGUGGGGAAGGCCUGCAGUUGGACUGGAUUUGACAUUCCUUCUCCCUCCUCUUAACACUGGGACGCCUGUUCCAGUGCAAGACCCUGAGAUAGAGAGAAAUUUAUUUUUAUGGACACUGAUUUCAAUGUUACACAUGAUUGCACAGAAUAAGAACAUAUUUGUAUUGAGGUCAAUUUCUAACAUAGUUGAGUUUUUUUUUUUCUCUAUUUUAAUAUGGACACUGAGUUUAGUGUUGCACAUGAUUGUGUGGAAUAAGAACAUAUUUGUAUACAGUGAGGGCAUAUUUUUUUUUUGGGGGGGGGGGUGCAAUGCUUUUGUAACAUGGCUUUAAUUAUAUAACCUGUGCUAUAAAAAUUCAUACAAUGUGGGUGGUUUCCUGUAAUCAGUCUUACUAAACUGUAUCCAACAGUCAAGACUGGAGGAUAAUUCCCAGAGUGACCAGUUUUCAGUCCUGUCAGGCAAAGGUAGUCAGUGGGUUUUUUAGGGACCCUUAGGACAGUUGUAAAGUGAGAAUUAAAAAAUGGUGUUUCUGUAAUUGUACAUGCAGAUUCUCAGGCCUUAUCAUGAAGCUCCACAAUUAAAACCCAACAUAUGGGAAUUGCUCCAUUCUCAUGCUGACCGAACUGUGUAAUAAUUGUUUGCCGAGUGACUCAGGGACGGACAAACAGCUAUUUAUAAGGAGAGACUGUAACGCUAGUUCUUUUGGGAUUGGUGUUACCACUGACGACUUUGACGAAUGUACUGCAGAUGUGUGUUGUGUGUGUUCAGGGUG